AUAAAUUUCAUUGAUAUCAUUAGAUUUAGUUCUAUAGUACUAAUGCUUUUAUCAUUGUCCAGAGUAAACACAUAGUAUGGAUAUUUUCUUUUAUUGCAGGUUGCCCAGAGCUUAGGCUGCUGCUUUCAUAAUGAUGCAGUUUAUGUUAUUAUUCAGCCGUCAGGGCAAACUGCGACUACAGAAGUGGUAUGAAGCCCAUCCAGAUAAAGUUAAGAAAAAAAUUACAAGGGAGUUGAUAUCAACCAUCUUGGCACGAAAGCCAAAAAUGUCCUCAUUUUUAGAAUGGAAAGAUCUCAAAAUUGUUUAUAAAAGGUAUGCAUCCCUUUAUUUUUGUUGUGCAAUUGAACAGGAGGACAAUGAGCUGUUAACAUUAGAAAUUAUCCAUCGAUAUGUGGAACUUCUGGACAAGUACUUUGGUAGUGUAUGUGAGUUGGAUAUUAUUUUCAAUUUUGAGAAGGCUUACUUUAUGUUAGACGAGCUGAUGGUUGGUGGUGAAGUUUGUGAAACAAGUAAGAAAAAUGUGCUCAAGGCCAUAGCAGCUCAGGACCUUCUUCAGGAGGAUGAGGCAGUGGAAGGGGCCCUGCGCGAGAUUGGGCUGUACUAGCUUAUGCAGCUGGAAAACUCCUACGACUAAAGCCCGUACAAUCUCCUCCCACCCUAUGUUCCAAGUUUACAGAUUUCUUCCCUUUUUGAUGUCUUCAUAGAUUUUUUAUUAUUUUUCCAUGGAGGCCUAAAAAAGGCUGAGAGUCUAACCCUGAUGUGGUGUGAUGGUUUUGAAUGUGAAGAUGAAAGUGAUAAUAGGCAAAGUGUUUUCGUUUGCAUAGAGGGUGGUCUUUGGAAAGAUACAAAGGAACUUUGGUAACUAACAUGAUUUUUUUAAGAAUUUGGUGAAGAAAAUACUGUAGAUUGAGAAAGUGUGGUAAUUUAAAAAUGGAGAUAGUGAUUUACAAUUUCAGCCAUGACUAUUAUAUUCCUUAAUUUGAGCCUAGAUAAUUGUCACUUGGUAUUUUUCAUGUCCUAUUUUUAUAUUUUUGAUACUUAAAUGCUUUAAUUAAUAUUGAGGGUAGGAUAAACACUUAAAAGGAGCAUCUUAAGGAAGGUUUUAAGGCUAAGAUUGACAGUAAAUAAGUAUUUUAUUAUAUUUCAAAAUUGUACAGUAAACCAAAUUUCUUUCUGUUUAAAGCAACUACUCUACACCAGUUCGUUAUUCUUCAAAGUCUUGUUUCUUACCCUACAUUAGUUUUGGAGUAAUGUAGGAAUACCCUACACUGGUUGAUUGCUUCCUCAUAGGCCUUAGUGUUUUGUAGUUUAGAAAAAUACAUUUUACACCUUCCGGUCAUGUGGUGAUUGGAGUUUUGGUAAGGAAAAGUGUCUUUGCUGCUUAUAUUUUUCUAUAUCUUAAUAAAAGGAAGCCAUAUGUGAAGCAGGCUAGCAGAAAUUAAGUGUUUAUAAAAGUUGCUUUUGAAUUAUAACUAUUUUUAUGGUGCUAAGUUACAACAUUCUGGAUAAAUUUUCAUAAUUAGGUUGCUUCUAGUAUUUAGGUACACAAUGUAAUAUAAGCAAAGUUGUCUUAAGUUUAAAGAUGAUAAUUUUUUUUUUAGUUGGGCACUUGGGUGCACUUACCAUAUAAUUUUACUCUAGCUAUAGAUUUUACUUUGUAAAGUCUUUAUUCAUAUUAUAUUACAAGAUAAACUAUAUAAAUUUGCUAUUUUCAUCACACCUUGCAGUACCAUUUUAUGAAGAAAAUAUUGGCAUUCUUUACAGAAAAUUAUGUUAAUCACAGAUUUUCUGUUAAGCAUAAUUAUUACAGUAUAGGACCCACUAGUUGUAUGUUUUGUCACUAGUCAUUUGUCACUUGUAUGUCACAGGUAUGUAUUGCAGCUUGAAAAUUACCUAGUGAAUUUAUAAAUUUGGGGAGACCACUCGUGAACUGUCAUACAGGCAGUCCUUGGUUAUUGGCGGAGGUUCUGUUCCGAUGGCUCGAUGAUAAGCAAAAAUCGCUGAUAACCCAAAAUCAGCAUUUUAUGGGGCUUAUCUUAUGGCGCCAAUAACCGGGUAAUGGUACCUCUGUUAGAUAUGAAUUGAUGCUGAUAAUCAGAAAUCGGCGCAUUAUGUUGCCGAAAAUCACUCGCGCUAGACAAGCGCCAUAAAACCGCAUCACUGAUAACCAGGGCUGCCUGUACAGGAAAUGGUAUUUAAUUAUUUUAUCAGGAAUUGUGUACUUUAGUCCUGUGCAAAUGCUUAUAUUUAUACCAUUUUACCAUUUUCAAGUUAUUAGACUGAAUUUUUUAGUUCGUACUAUAUUUGGAGCCUUCAUAUUUAAAACGGUUGGCAUAUGUAUAGCUCUUUCCAUGUUUACAUAUAUUUAAAGCUUUUGCAUAUUAAAAUGACAGGCAACACGUUGUGGGUUAUUUAAUUUUGAUUUACCUAUUUAGAUGGGUUUGAAUCCAAGGAUACAGUUUUUAAAUUUAUUUAGGAGUAUUAUUACCUAAAGGAACAGCUUCCAGAGUGUACAAGUUCAAGGGUAUGUGAUAAAAAUUUAUCUUAUAUUUUCCUUGUUUCCAAUUUUUUUUUUUCAUUCCAGAAUUAUCUUGAGAUUUUGAUCCUAUAUUGUACUAGAAUUACAAGUAAUAUUUACUUUAGUAUAAUAUUAAAGAACUAUUAGUAUUUAUGUCACAAAGAAAUGAAAAUACAGUACUGAAGUAGUUUCUCACACAUUAGACAUGUUAAAUGAAAAUUUAGACCACCAAUUUUACUCAAUUGAUAUUCAUUUAAAUUAAAUGGUAGGCAAGGUUGCAAUAAUGUGUGAUUUAAAUUGCACAGUAAUGUACUAUCCUGUUUUAAUCACUUGAAGGAAGACUAUACUUAUAUAUUUGUAGUAGAGCGUGUCUUAUAUUUGUUUUUUUGUUUUUUUUUUUGCUAAAAUGUCUCAUUUUUGCAGAAACUUAUCCAGAAAACAGUCACAUUUGUGCCCCUUGUUUGCAUUCUAUCUCGUCUUCAGUCUCUCUCUUUCUAUAUAGGUACAUAAUUACAGGCAGGAAAAUUUUGUUCAUUUUGUUAGUGAUGGAUGUACAGUAGAUGUCUUUGUGCUUCCUUGCAUAAUGCCGUUCUGUAUUAUUAUGCAUUAUUAUUGUGUUGGUUGUAAGGUAUUGUGUUUUGUGACGAAGGGUGGAAAUUGUGUUUGACAUCCCUUUUAAGUGAUUGGAACCAGUGAAGGGGAUAUAUGUGUUGUGUAUGUAUGUGGGUGUGUAUGUUUUGAGGGGGCUCUGUAUAUAUACUGUAUACUGUUUAGUGUAUUCUUUUAAUUGUUUACUCAGUAAGUUUGAAUUAAAUGAAACCACUUGAA
Macrobrachium nipponense is the source of this 3346-nucleotide messenger RNA. It is a transcript of the gene AP-1sigma, whose product is annotated as AP-1 complex subunit sigma-2-like. Bases 131 to 604 code for a protein of 157 amino acids. Gene Ontology annotation, cellular component: AP-1 adaptor complex; intracellular membrane-bounded organelle; membrane coat. Gene Ontology annotation, biological process: intracellular protein transport; vesicle-mediated transport. The transcript is spliced from 5 exons. The record is from RefSeq and is a predicted model, not a curated record. NCBI's taxonomy places the organism in Eukaryota, Metazoa, Arthropoda, Malacostraca, Decapoda, Palaemonidae. Gene Ontology annotation, molecular function: clathrin-cargo adaptor activity.